This is a messenger RNA of Gekko japonicus, 1675 nucleotides long. RefSeq names its product BCL2 associated athanogene 1 (gene BAG1). Gene Ontology annotation, cellular component: cytoplasm; membrane; cytosol. The record is from RefSeq and is a predicted model, not a curated record. Gene Ontology annotation, molecular function: adenyl-nucleotide exchange factor activity; protein-folding chaperone binding. The transcript has 9 exons. Gene Ontology annotation, biological process: protein stabilization. The coding region runs from base 1 to 840 and encodes 279 amino acids. Lineage: Eukaryota; Metazoa; Chordata; Lepidosauria; Squamata; Gekkonidae.
AUGGAUAAAGAGAUUUCGAAAAGAUGGGUUCGCCUCAGCGGAGACCGAGCUCGGCGGGGAGAGGGGGCGCGGCAGAGGGAUCCGGCCGAGGGGAGCGGCGCCCUCUUCCCAGCAGGUCCCCUCGGGCUGGCGGCGGCGGCGGCUUCCGGCCGGGGAGGAAGCGCCGCUGCGGGGCGGCCGGCGGAGGAGGACGCGGCCCUGACGGUGACCGUCACCUACGGGAACGCGGCCCUGACGGUGACCGUCACCUACGGUAGUGAAAAGCAUAAUCUUCGGAUCGCUUCUCAAGAAGAAGACAGCCAGCCGACAGUACGUGACAUGGCCCUCUUAAUUGAGCAAGUAACCGGAGUUCCGCUUUCUUUUCAGAAACUGAUAUAUAAAGGAAAAUCCUUGAAAGAAAUGGAACAGCCAUUGUCAACGUUUGGAGUGAAAAACGGUUGUAAAGUUAUGCUGAUUGGAAAAAGGAACAGUCCUGAAGAAGAGACUGAGUUAAAGAAAUUGAAAGAUUUGGAGAAAUCAGUGGAGCAGAUAGCCAAAAAAAUAGAAGAAGUUAAUAAAGAACUUGGAGGUAUUCAGAAAGGUUUUUUAGCCAAGAAUCUUCAAACCGAAGCUCUUAGCCAGUUGGAGAAGCGAAUCAAGGGAACUGCUGAGCAGUUUAUGAAGAUUCUGGAACAGAUAGAUGCCAUUGCUUUCCCAGAGAACUUCAGCGACUGCAAACAGAAGAAGAAGGGGCUAGUGAAAAAGGUUCAGGCUUUUCUUGCCCAGUGCGAUACAGUGGAAGGAAGUAUUGGUCAAGAAAUGGAUAAGCUACAGUCGAAGAACAUGGCUCUGGCAGAAUGAGGCACUCCUUUAAGUAACUAAAAAGAAAUAAUUGCUCUGUGAGCAAGAAGAAGAGUUUGCUCUUGAUUUUGGAGCACCUGUGUUAGUGUUCAAAAUUUUAUUUUACGCAGAGUCCAGUAAAAUUAUUGCAUGUUGGUCAUUGCUCGCUGGUCGGUGUUCACUCCUUAAAGCUCUUCUUUCCACAAAAAUUCUGCAGUGGUUCUUUAAUAUAUUCAAAACCUGCCUUUGUGUGGUCAGAUAUGCUUCAGCAAACUAAAUGUUGCAUUUUAUAAACCAUUCAGAGCAAUAAGGAAUGUAACUAUGAUGCUGUUGAGUUCUUCUAUGUGUAUUCGGAUGUAGGAAAGAUUUAACUGCGGCCAGGAUUCUGUCUGUCUGACUUUCAGAAUGCCUAAAUUGGAACGUACUGUUAAGAUGUCCUGUACUUCAACUAGUGGCUGUACAUCAGUAAGCUUGAUCCUAAUCUGUACGUGAUUAUGAUACACAGUUUUGAAAUCUCAAGUACACUUUCCCUUGGAACGAUGGUGGAAAUCUAAGUGGGUCAAUUCAUCAUGUCAAAUAACUUGGACGAUCCAUCAUAAAGAAUUUGCCAAAUUCUUUCAGACUUUUCACCUCCCAUCGGGGCCAUAACACUGGCUUUUAAGGCCGAAAUGGAAUUAAUUUCUUACAGAUAAGUAUUUAUUGACUAUGACAGUAGUGGCAGCACAUGUUUCCAACAUACAGCUUUAAAUGCGCAUAGGUCUUCAGGAUCUCACUAAUGACAGCUGCCAUUUGCUUGUUCUGACUUGGAUGGCCCAGGCUAGCUUGAUCGCAUCAGAUAUCAUAAGAACAUAAGAGA